This is a messenger RNA of Effrenium voratum, 1372 nucleotides long. Lineage: Eukaryota; Dinophyceae; Suessiales; Symbiodiniaceae. The record is from the annotation of a GenBank genome assembly.
AGAACCACCCGGGUUGGUUGCUAUGUAAGCACGUUCUCUUGCCAUGGGCUGCCGAGGUUGACCGUGCAUGAGCUACAGGAGUUGGAACGAAAGCUCGGCGAAGUGGUGGGCCGACAAGCGCUGGGGCAAGAAGACUGAGAACGCCUGGAAGUGGGAGGAGGAGCCGGAGGAGCCUCAGGCGAAAUGGGACUGGUCCACUUGGAAAGGUGACGGCGCUGAAGCCGAAGGAAGCUGGUCGGCGCGCAAGCCAGGGGAAUGGGAAGAGACUGAAGAAGACAUCAGCCUCAAGUGGCGAGAGCCAGAGGAGGACGAGGAGCCCCAGGCGGAACGGCCGGAACGGCCGGAGAGACCCCAGGAGCCGCAGGGCCCGCGAAGGCCGCUACAGCCGAAGCCGAAGAUUCUGCCCAAGACGCGGCCUGCCCCUCGACCGCCCAAGGCCAAGCCGCCGGAGCGUGCGGGGCCGCCGCCCAAGGCGAUGCAGCCACGUCCCAAGGUCCGGCCUGCGCCGGCCGGGGCAUCGAGCCAGGAGCAGGAGGCGCAGAGCUGGUCGAGUGCUGAGAAUGGUCGCCCUGCGCCGCAUUCGAGAGCCAAGGCUGCAGAGGACGGAGAAAGCCAGCCAAGCUGGCGGCAGAGUGAGCAGCAAAGCCAUGCGCCGUACUCGAAGGCCAAGGCCGAAGAGGACGGAGACAGCUGGCCAAGCUGGCGGCAGAGUGAGCAGCAAAGCCAUGCGCCGCACUCGAAGGCCAAGGCCGAAGAGGACGGAGACAGCUGGCCAAGCUGGCGGCAGAGUGAGAAGGAAAGCCAUGCGCCGUACUCGAAGGCCAAGGCCGAAGAGGACGGAGACAGCUGGCCAAGCUGGCGGCAGAGUGAGAAGGAAAGCCAUGCGCCGUACUCGAAGGCCAAGGCCGAAGAGGACGGAGACAGCUGGCCAAGCUGGCGGCAGAGCGAGAAGGAAAGCCAUGCGCAGUACUCGAAGGCCGAAGAGGACGGAGAAAGCUGGCCAAGCUGGCGGCAGAGCGAGAAGGAAAGCCAUGCGCAGUACUCGAAGGCCAAUUCAGCCGAAGAGGACGGAGAAAGCUGGCCAAGCUGGCGGCAGAGUGAAAAGGAAAGCCAUGCGCCGUACUCGAAGGCCAAGGCCGAAGCGGACGGAGAAAGCUGGCCAAGCUGGCGGCAGAGCGAGAAGGACAGACAUGCGCAGUACUCGAAGGCCAAUUCAGAGCGGCAAUAUUUGGCAGCCCUGACUCGCGAAACCUGGGCGUACCCGCUGAUGCUGGCAGCCGUGAAUCGCAAUGACUUGAGACAGGCCGAAGAGGACGGAGAAAGCUGGCCAAGCUGGCGGCAGAGCGCCAAGCUCAGAGCGUUCUGCGAUUAG